CCAGAUGAAAGAGAUUCCUUUCAUGCAGAGGAUGUUGACUCUGUUGAUGCCUCCUCUGAGAAUGGCUUCAUGCUGCCAAGCUUCGUCAUGUCACCAGCUGCCCAAAGCCACCGACUUCGACGCACCAGAGUGCCAACCAAGUGCAGGGAAUGUGAAGGCUUCAUGGUCUCUGGUGUGGAAUGUGAAGAGUGCUAUUUGACUUUUCACAAGAAAUGCCUGGAAAGUUUGCUUAUCAAAUGUGGUCACAGUAAACUGCCCAACAAAGUUCCCUUAUUUGGUGUGGAUUUCUGCAAUUUCCCAAGAUACUUCCCCGAAGAGGUG
Messenger RNA from Staurois parvus, 321 nucleotides. NCBI's taxonomy places the organism in Eukaryota, Metazoa, Chordata, Amphibia, Anura, Ranidae. The record is from the annotation of a GenBank genome assembly.